This is a messenger RNA of Vigna unguiculata (cowpea), 558 nucleotides long. RefSeq names its product large ribosomal subunit protein uL16 pseudogene. The record is from RefSeq and is a predicted model, not a curated record. NCBI's taxonomy places the organism in Eukaryota, Viridiplantae, Streptophyta, Magnoliopsida, Fabales, Fabaceae.
UUUCUUAGGACGUUUAAGCGAAGCGGCAUUGGGAUUGUCGUUUUUGGCCUUGGAAACGGAGUAGUAGGCGAACCAGAAGAAGAAGUAUUCGAAGACGUUGAGCUGGAUUUGGGAGGGGGAAGGGGAGGGCUUGAAAAGGGAGUGGCAGAUAUCGGAGAGAAGGCGAGAAUCAGCGGCGUUGUUUUUGUAUCGGAGGCCCUUCGUCGUGCUAAGUUCAAGUUCCUUGGUCGUCAAAAGAUCAUUGUUAGCAGGAAGUGGGGUUUCACCAAGUUUAGCCGUUCUGAUUAUCUCAAGUACAAGUCAGAGAACAUGAUUGUGCCUGAUGGUGUGAAUGCUAAGCUUCUUGGGUGCCAUGGACCACUGGCAAAUCGUCAACCUGGAAGAGCUUUUCUGACGAGUGCUACUGCUUAAAUGACCGUUACUUGGCAAAAGUGGACUUUGGCUAAUAGUUGUGUUCGACUCAAUUCAAGUUUCUUAUUUAUUGUACCCGUAGUAUAUUGAGUUUAUCUUAUCUUUUACAAACCAUCAUGAAUGGAAUGAGUAGUAUAUUGCAUGUGA